AUGUCAUCUGUCGCUGCGGUGGCAGGUUCAUCCACACGGCCUUCAGGGCCUCCCGUUGUGGUUCCAGGUGGAGGAAACAACAUCAUAGUGAACCCAUGCCAACGAGGUAACCCGGUCCUUGAAUGCGUGCGGAACGUCGGCAAGGAGUUUGGGGAGAUUGUUGCCGAUUACCAGGUGGGCAAGACAAUGGGUGUCCUUUUCCUCAGUUUGCGCUAUCAUAGGCUGCACCCUGAAUACAUCCACCAACGCAUAGAGAAGCUUGGUCGCUCCUAUGGGCUUCGCGUCUUGCUAUUGAUGUGCGAUGUGAGCGAACACCAAGAGCCGAUCCGUGAACUCACCAAGAUCUGUUUGAUGAACGAAAUCACCGUUAUGGUCGCUUGGAAUGCUGAGGAAGCGGGCUAUUACUUGUCAACAUACAAGCAGUUUGAGCACAAACCCCCAGAUCUCAUCAAGGAGCGAGUGGACAAGGAUUAUCGCUCGGUGUUGCGCACCGCCCUCACUAGCAUCAGUAAAGUCAACAAGACAGACGUCGAGACCCUGCGGACUUCCUUCGGGAGCUUUGCCGCCAUCUCCCGCGCGUCGUCGGAACAGCUCCAGAACCUGCCAGGGUUCGGGCAGGUCAAAGCGAGGCGCAUACAGGACGCAUUCAACCGCCCGUUCCGCAACAGCAGCACCAGUGCUCUCCUGGCUGGAACGCAGCAACAGCGCGCCGGUCAGUGGCCCGCACCGCCCACCGCCGGUAAUGCUCCAUCCGCUGUGCCCGAUCCGGCCGCAGCGGAAACAAGACGCGCACCGAGUCCCGUUCGUCCACCCCCGGCGCCGCGCCUCCGUGCACCGAGCCCGACAUGGGACUUCGAGCUCGAUCUCAACGCCAGUUCGCCCGAGCCGACCGCGGAGUCGGGGCCUCCACCCGCGCGGAAGCGGGCGCCAAGCCCGGUGUGGGACAUCGAGCUGGACCUUAACGGCACCGACGACGACGAGGGCGCUCCGCCCCGGACAGAAAGGGAUCGAAAGCGGCCUCGGGAGGGUUCACUUGGCGAUUUUGGGCCACCGACCAUGCUGGUGAACCAUUAA
Messenger RNA from Epithele typhae, 1074 nucleotides. Its product is annotated as DNA repair protein rad10. The record is from RefSeq and is a predicted model, not a curated record. Bases 1 to 1074 code for a protein of 357 amino acids. Gene Ontology annotation, biological process: meiotic mismatch repair; mitotic recombination; nucleotide-excision repair. Gene Ontology annotation, cellular component: nucleotide-excision repair factor 1 complex; ERCC4-ERCC1 complex; nucleus. Lineage: Eukaryota; Fungi; Basidiomycota; Agaricomycetes; Polyporales; Epitheliaceae. Gene Ontology annotation, molecular function: single-stranded DNA binding; damaged DNA binding. The transcript is spliced from 7 exons.